Mesoplodon densirostris (Blainville's beaked whale) is the source of this 1066-nucleotide messenger RNA. RefSeq names its product interferon regulatory factor 6-like. The transcript is spliced from 5 exons. Gene Ontology annotation, biological process: regulation of transcription by RNA polymerase II; immune system process. Lineage: Eukaryota; Metazoa; Chordata; Mammalia; Artiodactyla; Ziphiidae. The record is from RefSeq and is a predicted model, not a curated record. Gene Ontology annotation, molecular function: DNA-binding transcription factor activity, RNA polymerase II-specific; RNA polymerase II cis-regulatory region sequence-specific DNA binding. The coding region runs from base 92 to 508 and encodes 138 amino acids. Gene Ontology annotation, cellular component: nucleus.
AGCCGGAGCCGGAGCCAGAGCCAGCUGCUCAGCUCCCUAACUAAAAAGCAGAAGAAGCAUCUAAGGGAUUUCGGCGAGGAGCAUCCCUUCUAUGACAGGGUUUCCAGAAAGGAAGCAAAACCACAGACUUGUCAACUGGCCUGGGCUGUGGAGACAGGGGAAGUACCAGGAAGGGGUGGACGACCCCGACCCAGCUAAAUGGAAGGCCCAGCUCUGCUGUGCGCUCAACAAGAGCAGGGAAUUCAACCUGAUGUACGACGGCACCAAGGAGGUGCCCAUGAACCCAGUGAAGAUAUAUCAAGUGUGUGACAUCCCCCAGCCCCAGGGCUCCAUCAUUAACCCAGGAUCCACUGGAUCUGCUCCUUGGGAUGAGAAAGAUAAUGAUGUGGAUGAAGAAGAUGAGGAAGAUGAGCUGGACCAGUCACAGCACCACAUUCCCAUCCAGGACACCUUCCCCUUCCUGAACAUCAAUGGAAAGAUGAGUUUAGAGGUUGGAGGGUCCCUGUGAGACAGAGCAGGUACUGCGUCUCCCAUGGCACGUUCUGAGGACGCUCAGCCACAAGGUGAACUGCUCUUCCACAGCAUCUUCACUUGAACUGUCCACUGACAUGCUCCUAGUCAUAUGACUUGCAUUCAGUUGAGUAGCUUUUCACUACUUUUCUAAGUUCCAUCUGGCUGCUAGGGUCAAAUGAGAUACUUUUGCCACCUAGAAAAUUUAGUAUAUCCAGAUGAUUCCUGUAGGAUUUUGGAGUCCCCUUCCCUAGGUGAUGCCCCUUCUUUUGAGAAUCAGGAAGUGACUCUUAUCUGUCUACUUGCCCUCCUUGACUUACCCUGUCAUUUAUAACCUUGCAACCAAGUGAUGAGUAAAGACAACGAUCAUAGAGCUCUCUCAGGUUAAUAUUGCCACAGCUACAUUCCCACUUGGUGCAAUUUUAAGAUUUGGACAUUUGGAAAUGUGAGAUCCUUUCCCAAAUCUUUGGCUCACUCAUUCUGUUAUUCUCACCCCUUAAAAGGAUGCAACCCAUUUCCAGGAUCAUGAUUUCCCUUUUUUUUUUUUCAUGUUUUU